Molecule: messenger RNA, 1813 nt
Organism: Acromyrmex echinatior (Panamanian leafcutter ant)
Lineage: Eukaryota; Metazoa; Arthropoda; Insecta; Hymenoptera; Formicidae
Product: small glutamine-rich tetratricopeptide repeat-containing protein alpha
Biological process (GO): post-translational protein targeting to endoplasmic reticulum membrane
Cellular component (GO): membrane; TRC complex
Molecular function (GO): protein binding; molecular adaptor activity
Source: RefSeq, a predicted model, not a curated record
GCGACGUGCUCAAUUGUGAUCGCUACGUACAUUCAUUCAUAUCAGCUGUCACGAACGUCGACAUCCACGAGACUCGGCGGUUUGAUGGCCGUUUUAGGAGCAUUUUUUUCACUGAGUACUGAUGGCUGUCAAGGGACUAGUCUCGUCGAUUGUCAAGUUUCUGACAGACCAAUUGCAAGAUGGCGAUAUAACUGCUGAUUCACGAGAGAGUUUGGAAGUAGCAAUCCAGUGUCUGGAGAGUGCUUAUAAUGUGCAAGCUUCUGAUGCCCCCGCAAAUGUAAAUCUGUAUCAAAUUUAUAAAAAUGCAGUGGAGAAUGCCGCGCCAGUUCUGGGUCCAGAAGCUACGCCGGAAGCAAAAGCUGAAGCAGAAAGAUUGAAAAACGAAGGCAAUACACUUAUGAAACAAGAAAAGCAUCAUGAAGCACUUGCCAAUUACACAAAGGCAAUAACAUUAGAUUCUCGCAAUGCAGUGUAUUAUUGUAACAGAGCUGCCGUUCAUAGCAAACUUGGUAAUCACACCUUAGCCAUCAAAGACUGUAACACGGCGCUUUCUAUUGAUCCGUCAUACAGCAAGGCAUAUGGUCGGUUAGGUUUAGCAUAUUCAAGUUUGGAGAGGCAUAAAGAGGCUAAGGAGAGUUAUGAGAAAGCCUUAGCGAUGGAACCGGAUAACGAGAGUUAUCGAAACAAUUUGCAGUUGGCAGAAGAGAAAUUGGCCCAAUUAGGUGUCAAUCAGUCUUUGCCUAAUUUACCCGGCAUGGACUUGAGCGCCCUUUUAAGUAAUCCUUCUUUAAUGAAUAUGGCGCGUCAGAUGUUAUCCGACCCAGCUAUGCAGAACAUGAUGUGUAAUCUUAUGUCUGGUAACGUGGAAGAGGGUGGUCGCAUGGAAUUACUCAUAGAGGCAGGCCAACAAUUGGCGCAGCAAAUGCAGAACGCAAACCCCGAGUUGAUCGAGUCGCUGAGACGGCAAAUGGGCGGCAAUCCGAAUGACCCGGAACCACCGCAACAAAAUUAAAGUACGGCUGGUUGUGUGAUAGAUGAACAUGAACUUUAUGGACAUUAUAGCUGACUUUUUUCUCAUUCGUAGUUACAGAUCAGUACAUUGUAUCGUUUUCUAACGAACGCCGUGAGGCAAGAUUUACAGCUUCAAUGAUAAUUCUAUCAUAUAUCUACGCGAUAAUGCGCGCAUACCAUAGAAUUCAUUUCAUAGAUUAGCCGUUACGGGUGCAACAUCGGGCCUCUCUCUUCUUCUCAUCUUCUCUUUAACUAUUGUAUAGUUUUUUAUAGCAUGCUACAGAUUGAACGUAACAAAACGUUUUUUUAAUGUCACAAUAAUUUGAGUGACUAUAAUAAUUGAGCGAUACCCCAAUUUUCCGCAUCAUCCAGGGCAUUAUUUCUAGAUCAUGCACUGUAUUACGAAUGACAAUUGCGCGUGAAUUUAUAUAACACAACUGUUCAUAAUGUCUCGGUUGAAUAACUGAACGUUUAAUUGACGCGAAAUAUAUACGAAUUCAUGAUACCGACCGAAUUGCAAAUCAUUGUUUAAUAUUUUAUUCAUAUCAUAUUACAUACAUAUAUAUGAAAUGAAUUGAACUUUUCUGUCAACGUUUUAUAAAUGCGUAAUUAUUGAAUUAUGCAUGAUUGUUGGUUGAUGAAAUCUUUGAACUAAACACAAAACGGAAACUUUUCCGCAGACUUUUUAUCAGAUUUACAAUCUCACGUUUCUCGAAUUUCUUAGCACGCAGCAUAUUGAAAAUAAUGACAACGUGCUAAUACUAACAAACAAAUUGUAAUAAAAAUUCGAGCAUGAAGAAAA